Myripristis murdjan (pinecone soldierfish) is the source of this 8891-nucleotide messenger RNA. RefSeq names its product tensin 1a (gene tns1a). Gene Ontology annotation, cellular component: focal adhesion. The transcript is spliced from 31 exons. NCBI's taxonomy places the organism in Eukaryota, Metazoa, Chordata, Actinopteri, Holocentriformes, Holocentridae. Bases 203 to 4903 code for a protein of 1566 amino acids. Gene Ontology annotation, molecular function: protein binding. Gene Ontology annotation, biological process: fibroblast migration. The record is from RefSeq and is a predicted model, not a curated record.
AGAGACGAGAGAGCGUGAGAGCGUGAGAAAAACAGCCACUGGCGUGCAGGUUACCACAGCAUGUCAAGCACCUACCAACUAUGAGCUGCCUCCCACUCCUCAGCUCCCAUUAAAGCAUGUAGAUACACCGGGAUCUACGAGGUCCUGCAAGAGUGUGGAGACGAGACGAAGGCAGUCACAGAGUCAGAUUGUGGUUCAGGCCAUGGAGGAGAGCUAUGAGGUGGAUCUGGUCUACAUCACAGAGAGGAUCAUCUCCCUCUCCUUCCCCGCCAACGCAGAGGAGCGCAGCUACACCUCCAACCUGAAGGAGGUGGCGUCCAUGCUGCGCUCCAAACAUGGCGAGCAUUACCUGAUGCUCAACCUGAGCGAGCGGAGGAAUGACGUCAUCAAAUUAAACCCUAAGGUUCUGGACUUUGGCUGGUCGGACCACCAUGCACCGCCGCUGGAUAAGAUCUGCAGCAUGUGCAAGGCCAUGGACACGUGGCUCAACGGAGAUCCACGCAACGUGGUGGUGCUUCACAACAAGGGGAAUCAAGGUCGAACGGGGGUGGUGGUGGCUGCGUACAUGCACUACAGCAACAUUUCUGCGAGUGCUGACCAGGCGUUGGACAGGUUUGCCAUGAGGCGCUUCUACGAGGACAAAGCACUGCCUGUGGGUCAGCCAUCGCAGAGAAGGUAUGUGCGAUACUUCAACGGCCUGCUGUCUGGACACAUAAAGAUCAACAACAAGCCUCUGUUCCUGCACCAUGUUAUCAUGCACGGCAUACCCAACUUUGAGUCCAAAGGAGGCUGCCGUCCUUUCCUGAAGAUCUACCAGGCCAUGCAGCCAGUCUAUACAUCAGGAAUAUACAAUGUGCAAGGAGACAGCCAUACCAGUAUCUGCAUCACCAUUGAACCAGGCUUGCUGCUGAAGGGAGACAUCCUGUUGAAGUGUUACCACAAGAGAUACAGAAACCCCAGCAGAGACGUUGUGUUCAGAGUGCAGUUCCACACCUGCGCCAUCCACGACCUGGGAGUGGUGUUUGGAAAGAACGAGCUGGACGAGACCUUCAAAGAUGAGAGAUUCCCAGAGUAUGGCAAGGUGGAGUUUGUUUUCUCAUUUGGACCAGAAAAAAUCAAAGGCCUGAGCCACCUGGAGAAUGGUCCGAGUGUGUCUGUGGACUACAACACCCAAGACCCUCUGAUCCGCUGGGACUCCUACGAGAACUUCAACCAGCGCUGUGAGGACGCUACAGAUGAUGUUGUUCACACUCAAGGUCCACUUGAUGGAAGCCUGUAUGCCCGGGUCCGCAAGAAAGACUCCCUGGAGGGAGUGGUCACCAUCAAUGGCCUCCCAGUCCAUGAAAACCCCUUGACCAACGCUGAGCACCCACUGCAGCACCCUAACCACCCUCUACAAACCUCUGAACAGACCCUCCCUGUCACAGGCCACGCCUCCCUCCCAGCUGUCGAUCACACUUUGUCUGUGAGCAGUGACUCUGGGAACUCGACUGCAUCCAUCAAAACUGACCGUACCGAUGAGCACAGCCAGUCACUGCAGGGCGGUGUGAACCACAGCCACCAGACGACAGGCCACCCACCACUUAGCCCACAGGAGAAGAGAGAGCUCGACCAGCUUCUUAGUGGCCUUGAGGCUCCUAUCCACCAGCGGCAAGCCUACCUGGCCACAUCCACCAGCCCAGGAGGAGGCGUCCGCCAUCUAGUCCCAGCACAGGUACAUGUUAACGGGGGCCACACCCGACUCAUUGGCGCCCCUUCGACAGAAGAACGUGAGACAGAUAUUCUUGACGACGAGCUGCCCAAUAGCCAAGAGGGCAACAGUGUAGACAGCUUGGGUACUCUCUCAUCUCUAGAGGGUCAGGCUACACCGGCAGAGCUCUAUUAUCAAUCAGAGACACCCGUCAGACAGAGUGACAGGCCCUACCUUGAGAGAGGUGUCCUAGGACAAAAGUUGAACGAGAUGCCUGUGCAUGGCGUACGAACCCCCACGGCAAUGCAAGAGCGAACAAUGGACUCUGCUUCACCGCAAGGGGGAUACAACAACUACCAGAAUGGAGGAGGGAUGUACCGCUCGCAGUCCUUUGGGAACCAACCAGCCAGCAGUCCUGAGACCAACCCUAAAUUAAUGCCUAGGGCACCUGAGAGGAGCACCAGUAGCCGGGAGGCGGUUCAAAGAGGUCUUAAUGCCUGGCAUCAGUAUAGUCUCCCAGAUGAUCCCUUCGGUCCUCCUCUCCAGUCUACCCACAGCCUACCCCACUUCCCCACCACGGCCUCACAGCGGGACAUUGAGCAGUCCAUCGAGGCUCUCAACAUGCUCAUGCUUGACCUUGACCCAAUUCACUCCCAUAUGUCCAAGUCCCACAGCGCUCCUACUGGGGAGAACAGUAUCAAUUCAUCCCAGGUGCCCUUCUCCCAGACUUUGGCCAGGCCUUCCUAUCAAGCGGACUCUGCCAUCCAUGGCUUCAGCAACUCUGGGUUGGCCAACAAUGCCAAUGCCUACAAUCAGCCACUCCGGUCAGCUGGGAGAGUCUCAACAUCGCCUGCUCAGAGCCCUGUUGUGGAGUCCCCAAUGUUGUAUUCCCCCCAGAGGGCCAAUGCCAACCACCAACCCCAUAACACCACCAGCACCACCCCAACACACACUCCUGAACCCUAUCUCCAAACACGACCAGCCUCUGGCCAAGCCGCCCCUCACUACUUCACUGAUCCCUCCUCUAAUUUCAACCAGCAGGCGCCGCUGAAGCCUCUGAACUCAUAUCAAGGUGGGGCAGUAUCUCACUCCCCGGACUUGCAGGGCUCAUCUCCUUUCCCAGGCUACAGUGCCUCCUCUUCCCCUCUCCCUACGCUAUCCCCCCAGGCUAAGGAUACAUCAUCUUCCCCAGUGCCAAAAGAGCAGGAUGCAGAGGAAGAAAACCUAAACCUGGAAGGCUUAGUGGCUCACCGCAUUGCUGGGAUGCGCUCCAGGGGAAUGACCCCAGAAGUGAGUCAGGAGACGCCCCGGCGCCGGACCACCAGUGAGGGCCACUACCAGAGCAGCAACGAAGACGCGUCAGCCCGUAACAGGUCGGCAGUACAUUCACCGGACUUCACCAACACCCUGGCCCUCAACCCAGGAGGACGGCCCAGAGAGGGUCCCAUGCACAGCUACCGGGAAGCGUUUGAGAAUGAUGAUGUGGACGGGCCUGCUGUUAGUCCCACGUUUGGCAGCGGUGGUGAGAAUUACCCCCAGACCCCCGCCUUCCCCAUCUCGCCACAGACCCCUUACUUCAACAUGUCUCGCUCUCCUUCAGGCUUGUCCAAGACUCCUCUCUCUGCAGCUGGUCUGAAGCCAAAUCAGCCGGGUGGCGCAGAUACCCGUGGCUUUGGUGACUCAAGAGCACAGCCAAUCAACGCUCCUCUCUCCUCCAGCAGCCCCAUCCACAGCCCUGAUGGGAGGAGGAUUGGUUCGUCAGACGGCGCCCAGCACAGCCCUGCUUUCACCUACCCCCACCGACCCUCCUCCCCCGAAGGCUCCCAGGUCAACAUCAUGGGCGUCCACACGGUCCCCGGCAGCCCCAACACCCUCCACCGCACAGUGGCCACCAACACGCCGCCGAGCCCCGCCCUCCAGCGCCGCCUAGCCAGUCAGACCAGCCCCGCACUGGCCAGACAUCCGCCCCCGGUCAAUAGCAACAGGGAUGGCGUCCCAUCGAGCCCUUUGAUCGGCCGAAACCCCAAAACGGCGGGCGCUGCCAUACCUCCCAGCCCUCUGAUGGGGCGCCGCCCAAUGGCAAGCGGGCACAGCACACCCGAUGACCCAGGGCCCCCGUCUCGCCAGGGAAGCGCCCAGCUGUCGUCCACGCCCGCCUUCCCCGUCUCCCCCCAGCUGCCAGAGAAGAGACAUGUGCCCGGCGCUGACCCAGAGAGACCCAACGGCACGAUGGACAACAAGAACACGACGCCAACCCCAGCCAGCGGUGGCAGCACCCCAAACAUGACGGCCCAAGACCUGUCCAAGUUCACCAUAUAUGAUGGCUAUCCAGACAUUAAGAUGAAUGUCAAGUUUGUCCAGGACACGUCCAAGUACUGGUACAAGCCAGACAUCUCCAGAGAGCAAGCCAUCAACCUGUUGAAGGACAGGGAGCCCGGGGCCUUCGUCAUAAGGGACAGCCACUCCUUCCGCGGGGCGUACGGUCUGGCCAUGAAGGUGGCCUGCCCUCCGCCCACCGUCCAACAAAACAAGAAAGUUGGUGACAUCACUAACGAGCUAGUGAGGCACUUCCUGAUUGAGACGAGUCCCAAAGGUGUUCGCCUGAAGGGCUGCCCCAACGAACCCUACUUUGGCUGUCUGUCUGCACUGGUGUACCAACACUCCAUGACUCCUCUGGCUCUGCCCUGUAAACUGAUGAUCCCCACCAAAGACCCAAAUGAGGAAGCCCUGGAAUUGGCCACGCCCACUGAUCCGGUUGUUGAACUUCUGAAACAAGGAGCAGCAGUAGCUCAGAAGGCCCCAGAGGAAGCCCAUGCAUGCAACGUUCUGUACAUCAACUCUGUCGACAUGGAGUCUCUGACGGGGCCGCAGGCCAUCGUCAAGGCCAUCAGCCAGACGUUGUCGACCAACCCUCUGCCUGAUGCAACCACCGUCCACUUCAAAGUGUCCACACAGGGCAUUACCCUCACGGACAGCCAGAGGAAGAUUUUCUUCAGGCGGCAUUAUCCCAUCAACACAGUAACCUACUGUGAUAUCGAUCCCCAGGACAGAAAAUGGGGCAAAGAAGGAGGUGGCUCAGUCAAGCUUUUUGGAUUUGUUGCAAGGAAACAAGGAAGCACAACAGACAAUGUCAGCCACCUGUUUGCAGAGCUGGACCCAGACCAGCCCGCCUCAGCCAUCGUCAGCUUCAUCUCCAAAAUGAUGAAGCGAUGAAACCCCCGACGUCUAAAAAAUGGCAGUGGCCAUUUUGAUAUCUUCCCUCUCUUCAUCGGUGUCUUUUUCGCCGGGACUCGAUGAUGUCCUUUCUUUUCGUUUUCUGUUUCCUGUCGGUUGUAGUUUGUUUCUGUUUCCCCCUCUCUUUUUUCACUCUGCAUUGCUGGUUUGUCUUGACUUUGGUCUUUUUCGAAGAAGUCUCUGUUUGAAAGGUUUGGUGUUGAUCCAGAGUGGCGCCAGAGGAUGUGUGUUGUGGAGCUGUGAACGUGACAAACUUGGAGGCUGUUGAAGGGAGAAAAGUAUUCGCAGGGUGACCUGUACAAAAGGAAUUAAGCUAAGUUCAGUGGGGGAACAAGUAAGGACUCAUAAACUGUAUGUUUCAGGGUUGUUGUUUUUUUUUUUUUUUUUUUCUUUUUUGGAUUGAUUUACCAAAGGUAGUUGCAAAACAAGUUCAAGCAAAAGGUAGUCUGUUAAGCCAUUAUUUUUUCUCUUUUCAAAAGAUGAAGUGUUGAACAAAAAAAAAGAAAAGAAAAAUACGGUUUCUUCUUGAAUUUGUGUCUUCAGGAAAAAAAAAAAAAAAACGUUAGCCUUGAUGGCUUUUAGCAAAACAGUGUCUGAAGACCUUAUGCAUGUUAGCUUGAUCUUUAAGCUUGGUUCUUCUACCUUCCACAAAAGUCAUUUGUGAAACCCUUAAGAGUGGUCAUUUUCGGGCCUGUUGUGUGUUGGAAAGGGCUCUGCAGUGAAACAACGACUGAUCUAAACUCCGCAUAGCAGACCAGACUCAUCAGACGCCACACUAAGGUCACCGCACUGCAGUCGGUGCAGCCACACUUUCAUCACCAAGCCUGAUCGCUCACUCCCAAAACUCACUAACUGUUUCUGGAGCAAAGGUGGAUUACUCUUGCCUGCGGUGGCCGGCAAUCUGAGGGCUUCUGAUUUAUGCUUUUGUCAUGGCAGACAGAGAGAGAGAGAGAGAGAGAGAGAGAGCGAGAGAGGGACUUCCUGUCCACAAGAUGGCGCCAUUCAGUCAGGCUUGGACUCCUCCCUCUCAGCAUCACAUAGACUUGCCCAUCACCAACUGCUUGCAGUAGUGGAUCUGUUCAUAGACGCUGCCACUGAAACACACUGGAAACCGCCAGGGACUGGCCCCAUGACCUGGACCUAUGCACUGUUCUGCAUGUUGUAGUCCCAAAAUGCACCCGUCCCUCAUAGCUACAUUCAACAUCACCGAGAAACAUCCUAUGCUGUGUGCUAAAAUGACUUAAAACCUUUAGACAAGUACACCGAGGUUGUAUGACUUGUCAAAGACUGCAUGAAAAUAGACAACAUUUUUUUGUACUCUUCUCAGAGUCCUAAAAAGAAGUAGACAACCCAUUGUUGAAGUAGUCACAUGGUGGUGAGAUGCAAUAUUUUUACUGUUUUUGUUGUCCAUUUGAGCCAGGGUUACCUUUCACUGUAUCAAGGACAGUCUAGUCUUUGUUUUUGGUUCCACAGUGAAUUCACCAUGUCGUCAAAUUUACAUUUAGAUACCUUUAGGGCAAAUGAAAACACAAGAGAAAAAAAGGAGUUUCCACACUGUGCGCAAAUGCCUGCUUGUUGAACACAUGCUCAACCAUUCACAAUAAGCUAAGGAAAUUGAAAUUGAUAUAAAUGUACAUAGAUAUACUACUUUGAAAGGUGACAUAGCGAAAAAGUAUUUAUUUUUGUUGCUUUGGUCCCUCAUGAUUACUCAUAUAUACAUAUAUUGUACAGUCUAGAUAAAGAAGAUUACCUAAUGGGUUGAAAAAAAAUAUAUACUUAUUUUGGCUAAUGAUUUCAAAGUCUGACGAUUUUGAAAUGUGUUUGAAUAUAUGGUGUACAUUACUUUGUACAUGUAUAUGUUUGUUUUGGCUCGUCAUGUUUAUCAUUUUGCGUUCUCUGAGGAAGAGGUAGGGCAUGAGUGAGACAGACGCCGCGAGUUUGUACAGGACAAAAUGCAUGGACAGAUGCAUCCGAGCAGGUUUCAACAAGGCAAAAAGAAAAAAAAAAAUAUCUCUCUUAGAAACGUAUUCAUGGUUGUCGAUAGUUCUGUAAGUCAACCGAACACACACAAAAGGUUCGGAAGCUGGCCUCAAAUGCAAUAUGAAAACAGCCGUAUGCACCCAUAACAGUUACUAUUAUGAUUUGCCAAAGAUUCAAACACUAUGCCGACUAAGCUGCAUGUUGCUUUUUAUGUUCAGAGGAAACAUUCAUACUGAGCGAGACAACAGCUACUCAUUUACCGUUACCGUCGUUGUGCUUCACACUUGGUUUAUCGUUUAAACCGCACACCUCUUUCAGCUCAAGCAACUUGUGUGAGUCUAAGUUAGGUGAGGACACAAGAGGUGUUUUUUUUUUUUUUUUUUUUUUUUGUUAGGUCAGAUGUGGAACACAAGGGCCCCAGCACAAUACACAUGUAAAUUCAGCUGUGGAUGACUUUUAUUGUUUUUGUACUGUUUUACCAGUGUCCUAAUGAUGCUCUUAUUGUGAAAUGCCACCAGGUUUGCAAGUCAUAAACCUGUUUUUACAAGUUAAAACUCCCACUUGGAAUACAUCUGCAAUGACAUUUUUACUGGUAGAAAUUAUAAUUCAGGACAUCUCCAAUGUAGUUUUUACUAGCCACAUUACUGGGUCUACAUCCAUACAUCAGUUUUGACUCGUCAUCAUGCGAGGGGGGCGUACUGUAUCCAUAAUGUCAUUUUGACUAAUCAUAUGUUCCCAAUGACUUGCAUGGAAUCUCAUUUUCUCUUAUUUCCAAGUUAGUUUUUACUAGUCAGCAUUUAAAUUAAAGAUCUUGCAGCUAAAUUUUUUACCAGUAGAGGAAUUUGACUUAUAACUUUUACACCUGGUAGAGCACGUACUACAAAUCAAGGCAGCUGUCGGUAUUAAAAAUCCAAUCAAAGAUAACUCCACAGUUGCAUUUUACAAGUAGAAUAUUUGGCUUUUUGCUUGUCAAAAACUGAAUUGCAAGUUAAAGAAAAUUAGAUUGCAUGUAAGUCAAUGGUACACUGUGGACAUGUUGCCCAGGGUGUAGACCCUGUGAUACAACUGGUAAAAAAAAAAAAAAAAAAAAAAAAACUGCACGUAGACAUCUGGAAUCAGAAUUUCUACUCGUAAAACGUCACGGCAGAUAUAAUCAGCUGGAGUUUUUGCUAGUAAGAGCGGUUAUAGCUCGUAAAGCCGGUGGCGCUCUCGGCUAAAACGGCUCGCCGUGCGCUCCAACGCUGCGUCCAUCUCCAUAACCUGCAGCUCCAGUGCUGUGCCCCAGCUGGAAGAGUGUAAACAAAGCACUUAUAGUCACAAUACCAAAAGAGGAGUGACAUAAAUUUCAUAUGGGUGUCAGUGUUCAAGGCAAAUAAAGCAGACUUGUCUCACCAUUACGCUAAAGCUCCACGGCUUCAGCUUUGUCGAGCAAAAAUCUCAGACUGCCAAAGGUGUCUUCUCUGGCCACCUCGAAAGUCACUUUUGUUUGUUUGUUUGUUUGUUUUUCAUCGAUUUUAUUUAUUCUUAUUAUUUAUUCUUUUCUGACAUGUUCUUAAAAUCCUCUGUUUUAUUGCUGCAUUAUCACAUUAUCACAGUUGUCAGUGUUAACAAAUGGAGGCAUGUGUGGUAACGCUUUGUUGAAAGCAAAGAGGUGCAGGGAGUUAUAGCGGCAUCAGAAAUGAUUCGACACAAGCUCUUCUUAGCUUUACACCGUUGUUUUGUCACCGGGGAGAAAAUGCAACAUUAAGUAAAGUGGUCGCACGCUGCACCUGUUGGCUUUGAGCAAAGAGUUACCGAGUUUUAGUGAAAAAGAGGUGAUUUCUGUGACCCUGAUGUACAGAUGGGACUUGUUGUAUGAAUGUGCUACUAUGGAUGUGCAAAAGGGUCUCAGGUUUGUUUGCGCUUAUCAUUUACAUUAUAUUGCCAUGGCUUACCUGUUCCUAAGGAGAAAAAAAAACAUUAAAGCAAUACAAAUCAGUUACAGUAA